CCUUUGACCUCUUACCUUCUUCUUCUUUAUAUUCAUAAGUCUUUAUUCAUUCUCUAGCUUUCACCACUGGCAUACUCAUACUGACAUUUUGUCAUGUUUUUCUCUACUUUAUGCAGCGGACCAUGUGUCAACUUUUGUCAUGUUUGUACAGACGCAGAGACCAACAGGGGAGUAUAUGUUUGAGUUUGAUGAGGAUGAGAUGUACUCUGUGGAUCUGGACAAGAAGGAGACCGUCUGGCAUCUGGAGGAGUUUGGCCGAGCCAUAUCCGUUGAGGUUCAGGGUGGGCUGGCAAACAUUGCUGCAUUGAACAACAACUUGAAUAUCAUGAUCCAGCGUUCCAACCACACUCAGGCCACCAAUGAUCCCCCUGAAGUGACUGUGUUUCCCAAGAAGCCUGUGGAGCUGGGCCAGCCCAAUAUCCUUAUCUGCCACAUUGACAAGUUCUUCCCACCAGUGCUCAACGUCACGUGGCUGUGCAAUGGGCAGCCGGUCACUGAGGGUGUCGCCGAGGGCCUCUUCCUGCCCGGAACAGAUGGCAGCUUCCACAAGUUCCAUUACCUGACCUUUGUGCCCUCAGCUGAGGACGUCUAUGACUGCAGGGUGGAGCACUGGGGCUUGGACCAGCCACUCCUCAAGCACUGGGAGACCCAAGAGCCUAUCCAGACACCUGAGACGGCGGAGACUGUGCUCUGUGCCCUGGGCCUGGUGCUGGGCCUAGUGGGCAUCAUCGUGGGCACUAUCCUCAUCAUAAAAUCUCUGCGUUCUGGCCGUGACCCCCGGGCCCAGGGGUCCCUGUGAAAUACUGUAAAGGUUGGAAUGUAAAGAGGAGGCCCUAGGAUCUGUAGAAUAUAAGGAAGAGAGGAAAAUUUAAAUCUGAUAAGUGUUCUUUGAUCUGAUAAGUGUUCUUGGAUCUCCUAAUGGGUUAAAAGCAUUCAGCCACAUAAAAACAGCUAAAAACAACAACAUUGAUAACUGAGUAGUUAAUAUGCUCAGGAGCUAAUCUGAGCAUUUACAUUUAUUAACUCACUUUAUUCUCACAAACAGUCUUUGAGGUGGGUACUAUUGUUUUCAACAUUUCACAUGAGAGAUACUUAUAUCUUUUCACAUAUACAGAGACCUUAAGCACCUUGAUCAAGUUUCCACAACUAUGAAGUAGUUCCAUCUGGAUCCAAGACUGUUUAUCCAUUGUCCAACACACCCUAUUUUGUGAAGAAAAAGACCAAGUUCAGAUUUUCCAAGAGUCCAUUGUCUAGUAAUGGAGCCAGAUCUAUAUUUCUAUACAUAAUUACAACACAGUGAGGUGGGUGCCUGUAACUAUUUACUGUCUCUCCUUGAACUCACUCCAUAGCAAUGCUCACACAAAAAGUGCCCCUCCUGAGAUCUUAUAGUUUUUUAUUGAUCAUAACACUCACCAUGUUAUAUAUUUUUAUAUGUUUUGAGAAUUCCCUUAGCAUUAGUGAGCUUCCAUGCAGAUGACCACAUCUAAUUCAUUAUUAUUAUUGUCAUUCAUGCUGGACCUCAGGUACAAAUGGUUAAGAACUUCUCAGUUCCUUAUACUAUCAUCAUUGGUGCCUCUGAGCUCUCUCUCUUGAUUUAUGUGGUCCCUUUUAUCCUCAGUCCUUACUCCCAUAUCUAUUCUCCUACCCCUACCUCAUAGGUAAACAUUUUAAUGAAUUUGAUUUUUUUUAUUUGCAUAGAUCCAGUAUAAUAUGUAGUUGUGCCCAGUGUACAUGUAUUUCUAAUUAACCAAAAUGGCAUUAAAUUAUAGAUCUAAUUUUGUACAUUUAGUUUGUUUUUCCCAGAUCUUCCAUAGUAUUCCACUCUAUACAUCCAUGCAUUAGUCCAUUUUGCAUUGCUAUAAAGGAAUAUCUGAAGUUACCUAAUUUAUGAGUAAAAGAGCUUUAACUGGCUCACAGAUCUGUAGGUUGUACAAGAAGCAUGGCACCAGCAUCUGGUUCUGUUGGGGGAUUCAGGAAGCUUUAACUCAUGGUGGAAGGCAAGGGGAGCUGGUGCAUCUCAUGGUCAGAGAGGGAGAAAGAGAGAGAGAAAGAGGUGCCAGGCUCUUUUUAACAACAACCAGGUUUCAUGCGUACUAAUGGAGUGAGAACGCACUCAUUACCCUGGGGAGGGCACCAAGCCAUUCAUGAGGGAGGCUCCUCUAUGAUUCAAAUACCUUGCACCAGGCCCCACCUGCAACAUUGGGGAUCAAUUUUCAACAUGAGACUUGAAAGGAACAAAUAUCUAAAUCACAUCAAUCCACAUAUCUAUAUUGCUCCUGGGAUACCUGGAUUAUCCUGGUUCUCUACUGUUGCAAGCAAUCCUUAUAUCUCACAUGGACCUGCAUAUGCAUGUGGACCUGACCUGCAUCCCUGGAAUGUAUGUAUCCUAGAAAGGGGUUGCAGGGCUGCUGGAGAUGCAGCUCCUUCAUUUGACUAAGUACUGCUCAUGUGCUCAUCAGAAUGGCUGUACUCAUCUGUACUUCCUUUGUCAGUACCUGAAAUGCCCUGCAACUCCUAAAUGCACAUCAACAUUGGACAUUAUCCAGUUUUCUAACUUUUGCCAAUUUCAUGUGCAUAAAGAAAUAUACUGUUUUAUUUUGCA
This is a messenger RNA of Sapajus apella (tufted capuchin), 2602 nucleotides long. RefSeq names its product HLA class II histocompatibility antigen, DP alpha 1 chain-like. Gene Ontology annotation, molecular function: MHC class II protein complex binding. The coding region runs from base 140 to 799 and encodes 219 amino acids. The record is from RefSeq and is a predicted model, not a curated record. Lineage: Eukaryota; Metazoa; Chordata; Mammalia; Primates; Cebidae. Gene Ontology annotation, biological process: peptide antigen assembly with MHC class II protein complex; immune response; positive regulation of T cell activation. Gene Ontology annotation, cellular component: MHC class II protein complex; membrane. The transcript has 3 exons.